Molecule: messenger RNA, 2405 nt
Organism: Pelobates fuscus (common spadefoot toad)
Lineage: Eukaryota; Metazoa; Chordata; Amphibia; Anura; Pelobatidae
Gene: SLC39A4
Product: solute carrier family 39 member 4
Exons: 12
Coding region: 136-2172 (678 amino acids)
Biological process (GO): intracellular monoatomic cation homeostasis; zinc ion import across plasma membrane
Cellular component (GO): plasma membrane
Molecular function (GO): monoatomic cation:bicarbonate symporter activity; zinc ion transmembrane transporter activity
Source: RefSeq, a predicted model, not a curated record
UCAGGCUGGGCAGCCAAUCUCUGACCUCCUCGAUGAAUAUGGCGAGUCAAUGUCAGAGAAUGCAAAUGUCACUUUGUGUCCUGAGAGCAUUCACUCAACUUUACAUCCUCUCCCCAAACCCACCCUGUCCAAUCCAUGGCCCCCACACUUCUACUGCGUUCUCUGCUGCUCCUGGCUAUUGUUCCAGCUGUCACUUCCCAGGAGAACAUCUUCCAGAGGGUGCUGCUGUCCCUGUUUCCCCCAGGACAGACUGCGCUGAACUCCAGCGGAGUGGAGGUACUUAUACAGCAUCUGGAGGACCGUGUGCAGUGUGGGAAUGAGACGUGUGAAAAGUGCCUUUCCCCCAAAAUUGUAUUUGAGGCUCUGAAUCUGUCUGAAGACUCUCAGUUGAGUGUCAACGAGUAUGUAUUGGUAUCUGGAGAGCUCCUGUUUUACAUAUCGGACCCCCAUGACGCCUGUGAAGCCAUUGCUCAAGGUAAAUGGAAAGAAGAGACCUCUGCAUUCCUGGAAGGAUCCCAAUCCCAGAGUCCGGAAGUGAUGGUCCUUUAUCUGAUGAAAGCCAUUAGUUCCAAGUAUAAAGGACACAUACAGCCUUGUCUUAAUGCUCAGGAUAUUUUAAGUCUGACCUCGGACUCCAACAACCUGACAGAGAUUGCCGCUGCUACACUAACUUCCAUCUUGGAGAAUAGGUGCCUGACUGUCCUCCCACCUCCAAGCUUCUUCUUGGGCUACAUCUACCAGCAGAUGGCCAAUGGCACUGCCAAUAUGACUCUGGAUGGUCUGACAACACUCAUGAUAAAACUCAACCUGGUGACGGAAGAUGACCACGAACAUGACCAUGACCACGAAGAUGAUCAUGACCACGAAGAUGAUCAUGAUCACGAUGUCGAUCCUGACCACAACCACGAAGACGAUCAUGACCAUGAACAUGACCAUGAAGAGGAUUGUGCAGAUAAUACAACCGGAAAUCACAAUAGUAGUAAAUGUACGCAGAGACGCAGCUUGGCUCGAUCUGAGGUCAUUCAUAUACAUCACUGGAAUGAGACAUGUUUCAGCCCUCUGCAGAUCCUAGAUAUUUAUGGAGUGGACCUUAAUCAAGGAAUCUCUUUCGACCAAUUCACUAGAAUUAGUCCCAGUCUUAUCCAGCAGCAGCUAAGUCAAGCAUGUGCCAACCGUCAUGAACACAGCACGCUGGACGGACAACUAACCAUCGCACAAAAGUACAUUUAUGGCAGUAUCGCUAAUCUGAUAGUGUGCCUGUGUUCCCUGUGUGGAGUAUCCCUCCUCCUGUGUACAGCCUGCACCAGUGCCUCUCAAUAUAUCAUCCAAUUCUUCAUGAGCCUGGCUGUGGGGUCACUGACUGGUGAUGCAGUGCUGCAUCUUAUACCACAGUUCCUGGGUCUGCACUCUCACAGUGACACAGAUGGCCAUAAUCAUGAUGAAGAGGACGACCGGUCCCACGUAUGGAAGCUACUGGUUGUUUUAGGAGGUCUCUAUGCAUUCUUCCUCCUUGAAAAACUCUUCGAUAUCUGCAUGGGUCAUGAGGACACAGAUGAACAUUCCGGUCAUGGACACAACCAUGGCUUGUCUCUCCAGACCUACCAUGAAGACCAGAACAAGCAGAAGUCCGAGUCGCAGGCAGACCUGGUAAAUUCUGAUGAUGUGGAAGGGGCUGGGAAAAUUAAAAUAAGAAAAUCUCGUGAGCAGCGAAUGAUUCCCUACAUGAUCACUAUCGGAGACGCAAUUCACAACUUUGCAGAUGGUAUGGCGAUCGGAGCCGCAUUUUCAACCUCAUGGAAAACUGGAUUGGCGACAUCACUUGCUGUUCUCUGCCACGAAUUGCCCCAUGAACUUGGUGACUUUGCGGCCCUCCUACACUCAGGGCUCCGUGUUCAAUGGGCUCUUGCUCUUAAUUUUGGCAGUGCUCUCACCUCGUUCAUUGGAUUGUACAUUGCACUUUCUAUAUCAGCCGAUGAAGCUGUCCAGCAAUGGAUAUUCACUGUGGCCACUGGUCUCUUUCUUUAUGUUGCUCUGGCAGACAUGCUACCAUGUAUGAUGAAUGUGAAAGAUCGCCGGCCGUGGCUUCUCUUCUUUCUCCAUAAUCUGGGGCUUCUUAUUGGCUGGGUUAUUCUUCUUUUAUUGUCACUUUACGAGGAGAAUAUUGCACUGUGAAUUCCACAAUCACCAACUUAUAACUGGACAGAGAUUUCUUCAGCAGAAUGUAUCUAUCUUACUUUACUUAAUCAAACACUGAGUUAAAAAAAAUAAAUUCUAAUUUUUAAAACUCCUGUCCCAUCCAAACCACGUAAAUGCUCUGUCAGCAAACCAGUCUAAUACAUAGAAAAACAGUUAGACCGAUUAAUAACCAUAUCUGUUAGACCAAUCCAUUCUUUACAAAGACUCAA